AUGGAGGAAGAGGCAAGCGUUUGUCUGGGCUUUGCGUCAUUCCUGCCCGGCACUGGACAUUUGGGACCCCGAGCUCUUCCAGAGGUUUCUUCCAAACGCAAGGACUUCCGGAACUUCUUCGUGGUUUCGGAACCCAUCGACUCGUUAGAGGUCAUGGACUUCAUGCAGAGCUCCUUCGUGCGGGGCAGCACGGUCUCGGAGGCGCACGUGGCGAGUCUCCUCCGCCAGGUCUUGGAUGCGUGUGCCUAUUGCCACGCGCAGCAGCUGGGGCCCGUGAUGCACCGGGAUUUACAGCCAGAGGCCGUCUUGGUGGAAGAGAUCUCGAGAGAGGAUGGCGCUCGAGGCUUGAAGGCUUGGGUCUCGUGCUUCGGCUUGCAGCCCUUGUUCGACCUCCACGGCCUGGGUGGCUCUCUGCCAGCCAGUUGCUUGCCUCCUGUGAAUAGUGCGGCGCCGCAACUUGCUCCAGAGGCGUUGCCGUGCUCGACGGGUCCGGAGUUCUUGGCGCCGGAAGUCUGGAGUAGGGACUAUGGGCCCAAGUGUGAUGUCUGGUCCUGCGGCUGUCUCCUCUUCUUGCUCUUGACAGGUCGACCGCCCUUUCCUCCGAGGAAGUCGGUCUCUGAUCUGGUGGAUGCUAUUACCACUCAAGAGCCUGACUGGCAGCUCUUUCGGACCGUGUCAACAGCAGCACUGGCGCUGUGCAAGCGCAUGCUGGACAAGGAUGAGCUCACCCGUCCGACGGCCUCCGAUUGCUUAAGGCAUCCUUGGCUAUCUCCUUCAGCCAUGGAGCCCUCUCCCGAGCCGUUGCUGCCUGAGACCUUCAGUGCCCUUAUGCAGUCCCAUGCCCAGUCCAAGUUCUUUCAGGUGCUGAUGAAUGUGGUGGCUUCCGAGAUCAAGGUAGGUGGGCUCCGUCUCAUCCGGGCGGCCUUGCAACGCUACGAUCGGCACGGGAGUGGGUACAUCGCAGCUCCAGACCUGGAGGCCGUCUUCCACGAGCUGUCCGUCUCGGCGGCCACUUCGGAGCAGGCGCUCCGAGCGCUGGACGUGGCAGGCACGGGCCAGAUUUCAUACACGCUCUUUAUGGCGGGCUGUGUGGAUUUGGUCGAUGACAAGCUGGACCACAUGCUGUGGAAGGUCUUUAGUAUGGUGGAUGAAGAUUGCACGGGCGAGAUGGAAACGCUGGUGCUGGAGCAUUUCCUUCAAGGUGUACUGGUUGAUGAUGGUGCUGCGAAGCCCGAGUCGCGCAGCGGGCGAGGUGACGUGGAGAGGUACUUACAGGGCAUCCUCGACUGCGACCUAACGCCCGCGCAGGCGGUGGGACAGAUUGCGCCAGACCGCAGCUGGGCCACCUUCGAGGAGGUGAAGCAGUUCGUCCUCUUGGCGGCGGGCGACGGCCGUCCGUCCGCGCUGUGUCCGUCCGAGCGGCGGCCCUCGGAGGUGACGGUGACCACUGAGCAGGAUGGCACUCAGGCUACAACUGAGGAUCUCCAAGAGGGGCCGAAUGACGAGGCCUCCUUCGGAGUGCUUCCAGACUUGCCGGACUUCAAAGGCGAGGUGAAAGCCACCGGAGCAGCGCCGAGGAAGGCGAAGGGGCGUGUGGUACCGAGCCGCAUGGGGAAGCAACCCAAGCGACCCACCUGA
This is a messenger RNA of Durusdinium trenchii, 1638 nucleotides long. NCBI's taxonomy places the organism in Eukaryota, Dinophyceae, Suessiales, Symbiodiniaceae. The record is from the annotation of a GenBank genome assembly.